AGCUUAGCUCUUUCCUUUUUUUUGGAGUCAAGAUUACGAAAUUGAAACUGCAAAUUAUAUAAAGGCUAUUGCGGUUUUUAAAAAAUUCCGAUUUCGACGAAAAGGAAAGUGUUCAAAGCCUAUGUUUUUGAAAGGCUCCUCCUCAAAUUCCGAGUCUUCUUCCUCGUCAAGGUCACAAUGGGUAUUGUAUCGGACAGCCCUCAAUCUAAUUCGUCUUCCUCUGCUCCUGCUCCUGCUCCUUCCAUCUUCUCCAGCUCCUUUGCCACUCGCAUAUUUUCAGAUGUUGCGGGAGACAUCACAAUUGUUGUCGAUGGAGAGUCCUUUUUACUCCACAAGUUUCCGCUGGUGGCUCGGUGUGGAAAGAUUAGGAAAAUGGUGGCAGAGAUGAAGGAAUCAUCUUCAAACCUCUCGCAUACAGAGCUCCAAGACUUCCCAGGUGGGGCUAAGACCUUUGAACUCGCCAUGAAGUUCUGCUACGGCAUCAACUUCGAGAUUACCAUCUCCAACGUUGUCGCUCUCCGCUGUGCAGCUGGUUAUCUUGAGAUGACGGAAGACUUUAAAGAAGAGAAUUUGAUCGCACGUACUGAGACUUACCUCGAGCAAGUCGCGUUUCGUAGUCUUGAGAAGUCCGUGGAAGUCCUCUGUUCUUGUGAGACACUUUACCCUCAAGACAUUGCUGAAACUGCCCACAUUCCUGAAAGGUGUGUGGAGGCCAUCGCUGUGAAUGCUUGCAGAGAACAGCUAGUGUUGGGGCUAUCACGGCUGAACCGAGGCAACGAGUCAGCGGAUACCAAGCGAGGAGAUUGUCCAGAGUGGUGGGUUGAGGACCUCUCUGUUCUGAGGAUUGACUAUUACGCACGAGUUGUGUCGGCAAUGGCCAGAACAGGUUUACGGUCAGAGAGUAUCAUCACGUCUCUGAUGCAUUACGCUCAAGAAUCAUUGAAAGGUAUUCGAAACUGCAAGGAACGGAGCAAGCUCGACUCGGGUACAAUUGAGAACGAGCAGAGGAAUGUGGUUGAAGCUAUUGUUAGCCUUUUUCCUAAUGACAAAGUCCCAUUGAGUUUCCUCUUCGGAAUGUUGAGGGUUGGGAUUACCAUAGACGUAGCCAUCUCUUGCAGGCUUGAGCUGGAGCGGAGAAUUGCUCAGCAGCUGGAAACAGUGUCCCUCGAUGAUCUACUCAUACCUGUUCUUCGAGAUGGCGAGUCCAUAUAUGACGUUGACACUGUCCAUAGGUUACUCGUUUGCUUUCUGAAGAAAAUAGAGGACGAAGUAGAAUAUGACGACGAUCAUGAAUAUUACGAGAACGAGACUGAGAACCUUACUGGUUCGACGUGCCAUAGCUCAUUACUGAAAGUGGGUCGUAUCAUGGAUGCCUACCUGACAGAGAUCGCACCAGACCCAUGUCUGAGUCUGCACAAGUUCAUGGCUUUGAUAGAGAUAUUGCCGGAUUAUGCUCGUGUCAUGGAUGAUGGGCUAUACAGAGCUAUUGAUAUGUUUCUCAAGGGGCAUCCGUCGUUGAACGAACAAGAAUGCAAGAGUCUCUGCAAAUUUAUAGACACUCAGAAACUUUCACAAGAAGCAUGCAACCACGUUGCUCAGAACGAUCGGCUGCCGGUGCAGAUGGUGGUUCGAGUCCUCUACUCGGAACAGCUGCGUAUGAAGAAUGUUAUGUCCGGAGAUUCAGGGGAAGGGCUAUUGCUGUCUUCUCAAAAACUUAGUAGCGGGAACCCGAGCGGAGCUGUGUCUCCGAGAGACACUUAUGCAUCGUUGAGGAGGGAGAAUAGAGAGCUGAAACUGGAGAUCUCGAGGGUGAGAGUGAGGCUGACCGAGUUAGAGAAGGAGCAGAUUUUGAUGAAACAGGGGAUGAUGGAGAAACCAGGUCAUGGUGGAACAUUGCUGACCUCGCUUUCAAAAGGGAUUGGUAGGAUCUCGAUAUUUGGUGGAGGACCUACAGAAGAGAAGAGGCGGAAGGCUAACCGCAAAGCUAGGUCGAGGUUGGAGAGAAAAACCGGUAGGAGCCGAACAGAUUCUAUGUUUUAGGUACUUUGGAACACGUAAAUACGUUUGCUAAGAAAAUGGGGGUGAUUCCUUAGUAGUGUAGUGAGUUGUGUAUAUUUUUUGGAAAAUCUUGCAAGUAUUCGAUUGCGAUUUCUCAUAACAUAUAUUAACUUUAAAAGAGCAUAA
Capsella rubella is the source of this 2184-nucleotide messenger RNA. Its product is annotated as BTB/POZ domain-containing protein At3g08570. The coding region runs from base 178 to 2040 and encodes 620 amino acids. Gene Ontology annotation, molecular function: protein binding. Lineage: Eukaryota; Viridiplantae; Streptophyta; Magnoliopsida; Brassicales; Brassicaceae. The record is from RefSeq and is a predicted model, not a curated record. The transcript has 4 exons.